GUGCUGGGAUUACAGGCGUGAGCCACCACGCCCGGCCUUGUUUAUUUUUUAAUAGUAUAUAUUACCUAUAAACUUCAGUUACUUUGCAUUGUAGGGAAAGGUAUCUUGAAUUUAAAAUGUUUUCUUAUAUUAAAAAUAUGAAUAUUCAUUGCCAUAAAAGCAGACAAUAUCUAUUAAUAACAUUAUUCCAACGUAUUCACAACAUACUCAGACUUGGACUUACGUCUUAUUUGUGUUUUAUUUUGACACUUACUGAACUCAUUUUUUAAAUUUCAUAAAAUAAAUUACUGCUGUUAAAAAAUUAUAAUAAAAGGCAUCCCAGAUGCAUUCUCUUAAAACAUUAGAACAAUGAUCUUAAAGUUAGAAGCCAUUGAUUUAGAUUUUGUUUAUAAUCCUUUGUUGUAGUAAUGGUAAGGAAGCUUUAGCCCAGCAUUGCACUUUUAUAGGUGUAAUGAAACAUAUCUCUGCUUUACAGGACGAGGAAGUGAACAUUGGAAUGUGUGUGAAUAAAGAGGGAUUUUUUUCCAUAUGCUGGAAAUGGCAUUACGUCUUAUUUGUGUUUUAUUUUGACAAUUACUGAACUCAUUUUUUAAAAUUUCAUAAAAUAAAUUGCUGCUGUUAAAAAAUUACAAUAAAAGGCAUCCCAGAUGCAUUCUUUUAAAACAUUAGAACAAUGAUCUUAAAGUUAGAAGCAUUGAUUUAGAUUUUGUUUAUAAUCCUUUUUUGUAGUAAUGGUAAGGAAGCUUUAGCCCAGCAUUGCACUUUUAUAGCUGUAAUGAAACACAUCUCUGCUUUACAGGAUGGGGAAGUGAACAUUGGAAUGUGUGUGAAUAAAGAGGGAUUUUUUUCCGUAUGCUGGAAAUGGCAUUCCCAGUUUGCCUAAUAGACAACCCACACCAUCAUUUUUCCCACUUUCUCCCCGCCCAUAACUUUAUGAAUGAGAUCCUUCUUGUCUAGUAAAUGAUGAAAUCUUUUCCCACAGUAGAAGGGGAUUUCCCAUGCAUAGACUGAGAAUUAGAAACAACUGCUCUGUAUCCUGUAUGCAGAUAACAUUGUUAUUGUAUUGUAAAAAACUUAUGUAUGUCUGUGUUCAUUUGUACAUAUGUCGUUCUGUUAUUCUUACUAUUUCACAUUUAAACAGUUAGAAGACUUUUACCAAAUUUAGAAGGUGUAUUAGGGAGGUCUAUAUUUAUAUCUAUCUCUCAAUUUGGAUAAUGUUUAAUGUACAAAAUUCACUUUUGAGAUCUCUGGGAAAAUCUAAAAAAAUGAACAAUCAUACCUUAAGUCAGCUGUAACUUAGAGAGUUGGAGGCAAGUAUAAAUAAUAUUAAUAGAAUUACUCCAUAUGUGUUAUAAUUCCAUGGAAUAAGAAAAUAAAUCAUAAUUCUAAACAUGAGUCCCAGAUAGAAGGUUAGGGCAUUUACUCCACAUUUUAGGUGCUAAUUGACAAUCUAGAAAAUUCUUGUAUAUGCAAGUCAUUGUGGUAUGCUCAUAUAUUUAUUUAUCAGAGGGUUAUUAUUCAAAUAUUUAAUAAUUAUGAUGUCAUCAAUCAAAUCAGAUAGAUGAGAUUGUAUGUGUGUUUGUAAAGAUGAAUUUCAUUCUCUUUACAAACGAUAAGUGUUCUGCAAGAUCCACCUUCUACUCAACAAAUUCAAGCGUUUGUAUUAAUUUGUCUUUUGGAAAUUUCUUACAUUAACUUUCCUGUUAUCGAUGUUAGGUCUGGAUUUCUAAAUUGUAAUGGGUUACUAAAGUCUGAGAAAGCAUUUUAUCUCCAGAUGUGCCCUACUACUGGUAUGAUUUAUAUUCUGCAUUUUAAUUAAUAAAGAUGUUCUAUAUGUAAGUGCAUGCCUGACUGCGUUCCUCAAAUAGUAAGUGAUCAUUUUAGAUUCACACUUUGGAAUGAGGGUUGUGGCAAGGGGCAAGGAAACCCCAAGAAAUCAGUAACAGGCAAACAUAAAGAGAGGUAGGUCUGGGUGUUGCUUUUCACAGAGAAUAACACAAGUAGUCGCUAAUCUGAGACUCUUAGCCAACUGGGAUAUAAAGAGGAAGGAGUAGAUUGAAAGCAUAAAGUCUAUUGUCUUAGUCAAAUGAUUAAGGGCAAUUGUCUUUAGAUUUGGCCAAAAUUUCAUAGGUAAAGAAGUGCAUGAUAACAGGCUUUUUAGAAAGGGUUAGGUGAAAAUACAGUAAGAAUAAAAUGAAAACUAAUGCCUCAUUAAGUUGACCAUACCCUAAAUACAGAUGAUGACUAGCUUUAAUUUUUUCUAGUUCUCUGUAAUAUACAGAAGUGGGAACCCAGCAGAAGAUAUUAUUAGUCAGAAAGAUGCAUCUGCUUCUCACCGCAUUACAAAGCCCAUAUACAACCCCUGGAUAGAAAACUAACACCUCAAUAAUGGGUUCGCUUUAAAAGUCUGGGAGUCAACAGUGCUUACUUCAAACACGGCAUGGGAUGAGCUGAAUGGAAAGAAGUUCUCCUCCUGGGAGAGUUAAUAUUCUCCUAUUUUGCUCCCUAAGAAUAUGGUUAGUUGUACACAGACACAAGAUUCUAUGGAAAACCUGAGACUGACUAAAAGUCAUGAUUGACUCAAGAGGUGCUAGCAUUCAUAUACCACCCAUUGGAAAUUCAUCAAUGAAUAAAACAUGCAGGCUGUGUCUCUGAGAUUCCCACAGCCAAGUGGCGUAUAUUACAUGAAAACUAAAUAUUUGUAGUGUGACAUGACAUCCUCUAAUAGAGAUGAGUAGCUGUGCUAUGGGAGCUAAAAGCAGCAACAGCUAAUUUCAGUUUGGGAAUUAUGAAAGUUUGAACUGAAUCACAAAAGAACAACGAGGAUCUAUGUACCUGGUAGACAGGAAGUCAUAUAGAGGUUCUAGACAGACGAUUGAGCCCACAAAUACACAUGGAGAGAUGAAAGGAUGUGGCACAUUGCUGGUGUUUUCAGGGAAGAAAGCAGAACGUCUGUGGGCAAGCAGUGGGGGCUAAAGAUAGAUAAGAACCUUAAGAAACUUUCUAAAGAGUUUGGAAUUUAUCUUCUAAGUAAUAGUGGACCAUUAAAGGAUUUUUAAAGAGGAUAUAAUAUAAUUAACUUGAAUUUUAGGAAAAAACUGUUGGUAAAAUAGAUUUCUUGCUGUUUUCAGUAAACGGGCAAUGUCAGAGGCAGAGCCCGAUGAAACCACUUCGUGAUACAUGAUAAAGUCACAGCAAUCAUGAGAUUGUUUUCUAAGAGCAUCUUAUUUAGUCAAAACUCUAAAGACAAAGAAACACAAAAUACCUGGCAAUAAUUUUGGUAAAGGAAAAGAAGAAAAUGAAAUGCAAACCAAGAAAAAGUAAUGCUUCAAUAAACUUUCCUACCAGGAUACUUGUAUAUAAAAAUACGUCAUAUGGAAAAUACAACAUCAACGAUUAGUAAUAAAAAAUACAUAGUAGUAAUAUUUAAUUUUUUUUCAUUUAGGGCUUCCUUAAGCCUUUAUUAUUUUUGUUCCAUGGUAAUAACUAUACAGAACAUUGCCAACCAGAAAUUGGUACUGAGUUCUCAAAAUAGAUUUAGCUCUCAACCAAGAAAUAAUAGUGAGAUACAAAUUAAUUUACAAUAACUGAAUUUACUGAAAUUAGGUUUAAUUUGUUCUUGAAAUUUUCACUCAUAGGCAUCGUAAUUUAUGUCUAGGAAGUGCUGAUGCAAGACUCUUUUGUAAAUUAGAUGACACAUCUAAUGACAUGUAAGACACUGGGAGGUGGCUAAAAUUUAAACAUGUCUUAAACUUUAAGAAUGACUCAGGAAAUACUGACAAAAUCUCCUGCAGGGAUAUAUAGUCCCAUACUUGACUUCCCUGACUAGUGAGAACAUCUGGGCUCCUAGCACAUUGACCUGUACAUGGAUCUAGCGGACACGACCUAUUGACUUUUUCUUCAUCUCCUUGGAUCAUGAUGUGGAAGAUAAUACGUCUGAGUGUUUUUCUCUUUCAUCUGUCUCUUUCUCUGUCACCAAACGUGCAGUAUGUUCUGCUGAUUCCUUCUGUUCUACAAGAAGGCUCUUUGGAUAAAGCUUGUGUCCAGCUUUUUAAUCUCACGGAAUCUGUUGUUUUGACGGUCUCCCUCAACUAUGGUGAGGUCCAGAUCAAAAUGUUUGAAGAAAAUGUUACUGGAGAAAAUUUCUUCAAAUGCAUCAGCUUUGAGGUCCCUCAGGCCAGAUCUGACCCACUGGCAUUUAUUACAUUUUCUGCGAAAGGAGCCACUCUCAACCUGGAAGAGAGGAGAUCUGUGGCAAUCAGGUCCAGAGAGAACGUGGUCUUCGUACAAACUGAUAAACCCAUCUACAAACCUGGACAGAAAGUGAUGUUUCGAGUUGUGUCUCUGGAUGAUCAUUUGAAACCACUUGAUGAAAUGUAUCCAGUGAUCACCCUUCAGGAUCCAGAAGGCAACCGAAUACAACAGUGGGUGAAUGAGGAGUCUGUGGGAGGAAUUCUACAACUUUCCUUCCAGUUAAUCUCAGAGCCCAUCCUCGGAUGGUAUAGAAUCACCGUGGAGAUGCUCAAUGAAAAGAAAACGUAUCACUCCUUCUCUGUGGAAGAAUAUGUGUUACCCAAAUUUCAAAUGACUGUGGAUGCACCAGGAAAUAUCUUAGUAGUGGACUCUGAAUUCAAAGUGAAUGUCUGUGCCUUAUAUACCUAUGGUGAACCUGUGGACGGGAAGGUCCAACUUAGUGUGUGCAGAGAAUCUACUGCUUAUCAUUCAUGUGGUCGUCCUAUCAGUUCACUCUGUAAAAAUUUUACCAUUCAGCUAGGGAAAGAUGGCUGUGUCUCCAAGUUUAUUAACACAGAAGCUUUUGACUUAAAUCGGGAAGGAUACUGGAGUUUCCUCGAAGUGCACGCUCUUGUUACAGAAGAUGGAACAGGUGUACAGCUUACAGGCUCCAAGUACGUAUACAUCGACUCAUCAGUGGUGAAGAUUAGUUUUGAGAAUAUGGAUAUGUCCUACAAACAGGGACUCCCUUAUUUUGGUCAGAUUAAAUUGCUUAAUCCAGACAACUCUCCAAUCCCAAAUGAAGUUGUCCAGUUGCAUCUGAAGGACAAAGUUGUGGGCAACUACACCACAGAUGUAAAUGGCAUCGCUCAGUUUUUCUUGGACACAUCUACGUUUACAUACCCAAAUAUCACUUUGAAAGCAGCCUAUAAGGCCAAUGAAAAUUGCGAGGCUCAUGGCUGGGUGUUGCCUCAAUACCCUCAGCCCGAGUACUUUGCAUACCGAUUUUACUCCAAGACUAACAGCUUCCUAAAGAUUGUCCAAGAGAUGGAAGAACUGAGAUGCAACCAGCAGAAGAGGGUGCUAGUGCACUACAUUCUCAAUAUGGAAGACUUUGAAGACAAAACCUACACAGCAAACUUCAAUUAUUUGGUGAUUUCAAAAGGUGUAAUCGUUCUUCAUGGGCAACAGAAAAUUGAGAUCAAUGAAAAUGGGAGGAAGGGCAUAUUUUCCAUUUCUAUAGACGUUAGCCCUGAGUUAGCACCCUCAGUAGAUAUGCUUGUCUAUAGCUUGCAUCCUGGAGGAGAAAUGGUCACUGACAGCACCCAGUUCCAAAUUGAGAAAUGCUUCAAACAUCAGGUCAACUUAAAUUUUUCUAAAGAAAAAAGUUUACCAGGAUCCAAUGUCAAUCUUCAAGUCUCGGCUGCUUCAAACUCUCUUUGUGCUCUUUGGGCUGUAGACCAGAGUGUACUGCUGCUAAGGAGUUAUGGUCAGCUGUCAGCACAAAGUGUGUAUAGUCAGCUAUAUUCCAGGGAACUACAUGGCUAUUAUUUCAGAGGACUUAACUUAGAAGAUGGCCUUAAAGUGCCAUGUCUUAAAGAUGAACAUAUCCUUUACAAUGGAAUUUAUUAUACACCUGCAUGGGCUGACUUUGGAAAAGAUGCCUAUGACCUUGUGAAGGCAAUGGGAUUAAAGAUUUUUACCAACUCUCACCUCCGGAAACCAGUAUUGUGCAAGGACUCUAACCAUCUUGACUAUACUGAUUACGUAUCCUUAGAGGCUUAUGCAGGUUCAGACCUCAAGAGUAAAUUUCAUAGUGAAACUCUGAGAGAAUCAUUUCCUGAAACUUGGGUUUGGAAUCUUAUUACAACUGACUCCUCAGGUGCAGCCAACCUUAGGCUUACUGUUCCGGAUACAAUUACACAAUGGAAGGCCAGUGGAUUCUGCAUGAAUGACAAAGCUGGAUUUGGCCUCUCCCCAACUGUCUCCAUGACAGCUUUUCAGCCCUUCUUUGUGGAUCUCACUCUGCCCUAUUCGGUGGUUCGAGGAGAAGCAUUCACUCUGAAGGCCAAUGUCUUCAACUAUCUGAAGAGCUGUAUUCAGGUUAAUACUGUACUGAAAGCAUCUAGUGUUUACCAAGCCAGACUUCUCUCAACUGAACAUGAAAAUAUUUGUAUAUGUGGCAAUGAGAAAAAAUCCUUUACUUGGCUGGUUACCCCCCAAACACUGGGUACAGUCAACCUCACUGUCACUGCUGAAACCCUGCAAAAUAGUGGCUGCAGGAAUGGGUCAUCUACAGCUCCAGACAUUGGCUGGAGGGAUACACUGAUCAAACCCUUGCUGGUAGAGCCUGAAGGUAUUGAAAAGGAGAUGACACAGGGCUCACUUAUUUGUACAAAUGGAUCCACAGUAUCUCAACCAGUAGUGCUAACUUUACCAGAUAAUCUUGUAAAAGAUUCACCUAGAGCUUAUUGGUCUGUCCUUGGAGACAUUCUCGGUUCUGCCAUGCAAAACUUACAGAAUCUUCUUCACCUGCCUUUUGGUUGUGGAGAGCAGAAUAUGGCCCUAUUCACUCCCAAUAUUUACAUCUUGGACUAUCUGAGUCAGACUCAACAACUGACCGAAGAGAUCAAAUCCAAGAUUAUUGGAUACCUGACCACAGGUUAUCAGAGGCAGCUGUCUUAUAAACACUUCGAUGGAUCAUAUAGUACCUUUGGACAUAAAGAUGAACAUGGACACACAUGGCUCACUGCAUUUGUUUACAAGUCAUUUGCACAGGCUAAACGUUACAUUUAUAUCGAUGACAAAGUUCAAUCCCAAACGCUUAUUUGGCUCUUAAAUAUUCAGAAACCAGAUGGCUGCUUCCUAAAUUUUGGCAAAGUCUUCAACAAUGCUUUGAAGGGAAAAGAAGAUAAUGAAAUCUCUCUAACUGCAUAUGUUAUCGGUGCUCUGCUUGAAGCUGACCACCCGGUCUCGUUUAUGGCUAUUCAAAAGGGUCUCCAGUGCUUAGAGACUGUAUCUAGGGAAAGAGCUAUGACUACUUAUGAGCAGGCCCUCCUAGCCUACACUUACAGUUUAGUAGGCUAUGAAGACAAAAGGGAAUUCUUCUUCAAUGAGCUGAACAAAAAAGCAAAAAGAGUAGGUGGCUCCGUGUACUGGGAACUGGAAGAGAGGUUUUCUAUGGAAGGAUCGUCAUCUUUCUACUACCCUCAGGCUUCCUCCGCAGAUAUAGAGAUGACCUGUUAUGGGCUAUUGGCUCUUCUUUUCAAGCCACAGCUGACUUCAGAAGAACUGUCCUAUGCAUCUCAGAUUGUACAUUGGGUGGCAAAGCAGCAAAAUUCCCGUGGAGGUUUCUUCUCCACAAAGGAUACCAUUGUGGCCCUCCAAGCCCUGACACUAUUCCAGAGGCUCACUUUCUCUAAGAAUAGACAAAAUUCAGUGCAAAUUUUCUCUGACCAAGGAUUCAAUACAGCCUUCCAAGUGAAUGAUAAGAACCGUUUGUUGCUACAACAAAUUCCAUUGCCAACAACUAAGGGAAAGUAUAUGGUGGAAGUGAAUGGCAAUGGCUGUGUUUAUGUGCAGUCAACUCUGAGAUAUAACAUCCUGCUCCCUAAGAAGUCAUCUGGAUUUUCCCUUUCUGUGAAUACAGCCAAUGCUUUCUGCAGAGGAUUAUUUGAUGCAAAAUUUGACCUUGUUGUUUCAGCCAGGUAACAACUCUUUUUUUUUUUUUUUUUUGGUAAACAUAGAUAUCCCUCUACCUCUAAUUCAGGUAGCCUAGUGUCUUUCUCUGCCUCCAAGUGAAACCACAUUCCAAUUAUUGUAUGUGAAAGACUGGCCUAUCUUUAUCCUCUUGGAAAAUAUAUUUCAUCUUGUUUAAAUUGUCUAAAUUUUAUAAGAUUAUGGUAGGUGCAAAAAUAAAUCUGACUACGAAAAAAUAUGGACCAGGAGGAAGUUGUAAGGGAAAAAAUUUCUAUAAAUUCCUCCUCAAGAGGUACAUUUUCUUAGUUUCUAGUUUG
Molecule: messenger RNA, 8249 nt
Organism: Cercocebus atys (sooty mangabey)
Lineage: Eukaryota; Metazoa; Chordata; Mammalia; Primates; Cercopithecidae
Product: ovostatin-like
Exons: 31
Coding region: 3916-7944 (1342 amino acids)
Molecular function (GO): endopeptidase inhibitor activity
Source: RefSeq, a predicted model, not a curated record